AUGAGCAAUCUCAAGUUACUUGUCAUGUCAAGUCAUUCACAUUUGUCACAAGGCCAAUUGAAUCUUGAUGGACUUAACUGCCUUCCUAACACAUUGAAAGUCAUCGAAUGGAAGGAGUAUCCUUUAGAUUUCCUACCAAGGCAAAAUCAAUUUCAUGAACUUGUUGAUCUUAAAAUGCAAUACAGCACAUUAAAAGAACUUUGGAGAGAAACUCAGUUUCUGCAAAGUUUGAAGUUCAUUGAUUUGAGUCAUUCAGCAAACCUGAUCAGAACACCAAAUUUUGAUAAAACUCCUAAUCUUCAAAGAUUAAUUCUUAAAGGGUGUACAAAGCUUGUUGAAGUUCACCACUCUCUCUGGCAACACAGGAAUCUUGCCAUUUUUGAUUUUAAAGGUUGCAAAAGUAUUAAGAAUCUUCCAACCAAAUUCGAGAUGAAUUCUUUAGAGACACUAGUUCUCUCUGGGUGUUCAAAAGUUAAAAAACUUCCUGAGUUUAGAGAAGGUAUGGAAUGUUUAUCCAAGCUUGAUUUAGAGAGCACUGCUAUAUCCAAACUACCACAAUCAUUGGUCAAUUUGACUGGUCUUAUUAUAUUAAAUUUAAAGGAUUGCAAAAAUCUGGUUUGCUUCCCAAGUGAUUUUCAAAAACUGAAAGCUAUAAAGAAUAUCAAUAUUUCUGGUUGCUCAAGGAUUUCAAGGCUUCCAGAGAAUUUGAAUGAAAAUGAUUCAUUGGAAGAGCUUCAUGUGGGUGAAACUGCUACAAGAGAAGUGCCUUCAUCCUUGAAUAAUUUAAAAGUAUUAUCUCUUAGGGGAUGUAAGGGCCAUCAGGUUCAACAAAGUCGUUCCCUUCUCAAGGUGGCAUUUAGGCUUCAAAGGCCACCAAGUUCAACAAACUCUUUGUGGUCUCCUUCUUUUUCAAAUCUAUCAUCUUUGGGCAAUUUACGUCUAAGUUAUUGCAAUCUUCAUGAUGACUCACUGUCCAGUGGAAUUAGCAAUUUAUCAUUACUGAAAGUGUUGGAUUUGUGUGGAAACAAUUUUGUUGAAUUUCCUUCUGGCCUCAUUUCCAAACUUGAAAAGCUUGAAUGUAUUACUUUGAAUGAUUGCCCAAGCCUUCAGUCUUUGCCUCAAGUUCCAGCAAACCUAUCAAUUAUAGAAGCAGUUGAUUGUCCAUCAUUGAAACAUUAUGUUCGUUCCCAGCAACUAUGGGAAUUCAUUGAGCAAUUUGAAUAUCAGGUGAAUGGUGGGUGUGGCCAUAUGCUUAGUGCUUGA
Molecule: messenger RNA, 1263 nt
Organism: Neltuma alba
Lineage: Eukaryota; Viridiplantae; Streptophyta; Magnoliopsida; Fabales; Fabaceae
Product: disease resistance-like protein DSC1
Exons: 3
Coding region: 1-1263 (420 amino acids)
Biological process (GO): defense response
Molecular function (GO): protein binding
Source: RefSeq, a predicted model, not a curated record